GUCGGUGGAGCCCGCAGCCCCCCGUGCGGCCCGUGGCAGCCCCCAGCCCGCUCGGCCCGCGCCCGCCAUGGUCCGUCCGCGCCGCGCUCCGCACCGCUCCGGCGCCGGGGGCCCCCUCGGGGGUCGCGGCCGCCCCCCACGGCCCCUCACGGUGCGCGCCGCCCGCUCGCGCUCCUGGCCGGCCAGCCCCCGGGGCCCGCAGCCACCGCGGAUCCGGGCCCGCUCGGCCCCUCCCAUGCAAGGCGCUCGGGUCUUUGGGGCCCUGGGUCCCAUCGGGCCCUCCUCGCCUGGGCUCGCCCUCGGGGGCCUGGCUGUGGGCGAGCACCGGCUCAGCAACAAGCUGCUGGCCUGGAGCGGCGUCCUGGAGUGGCAGGAGAAGCGCAGACCCUACUCGGACUCCACGGCGAAGCUGAAGCGGGCCCUGCCCUGCCAGGCCUACGUGAACCAGGGCGAGAACCUGGAGACCGACCAGUGGCCGCAGAAGCUCAUCAUGCAGCUCAUCCCGCAGCAGCUGCUGACCACCCUGGGCCCCCUGUUCCGCAACUCCCAGCUGGCGCAGUUCCACUUCACCAACAGAGACUGCGACUCCCUCAAGGGGCUGUGCCGCGUCAUGGGCAACGGCUUCGCGGGGUGCAUGCUGUUUCCUCACAUCUCCCCCUGCGAGGUGCGCGUGCUCAUGCUCCUGUACUCGUCCAAGAAGAAGAUCUUCAUGGGCCUCAUCCCCUACGACCAGAGCGGCUUUGUCAACGCCAUCCGGCAGGUCAUUACCACGCGCAAACAGGCGGUGGGUCCCGGCGGGGUCGCGGGCCCAGUUCAGAUCGUCAACAACAAGUUCCUGGCGUGGAGCGGGGUCAUGGAGUGGCAAGAGCCCAGGCCUGAGCCCAACAGUCGGUCCAAGAGGUGGCUGCCGUCGCACGUCUACGUGAACCAAGGGGAGAUCCUGAGGACUGAGCAGUGGCCAAGGAAGCUGUACAUGCAGCUCAUCCCGCAGCAGCUGCUGACCACACUGGUGCCGCUGUUCCGGAACUCGCGCCUGGUACAGUUUCACUUCACCAAGGACCUGGAGACGCUCAAGAGCCUGUGCCGGAUCAUGGACAACGGCUUCGUGAGUGUGGCGUGUGCGGGCCGGGCGAGCGGGUGGGGGCACGGCCGGGCGGAAAGGCCCCCCUGGGCAGACGGGGCCGGGUCCGCUCUGUGUUUGAAAACUAGAAGGCGGAUGACGGCCGGUGGCUGUUUCCCCAAAGCCAGCUGGGGAGAGAGUGGCGGCAGCCCCCACGGUGACAGCCAGUCGGCCUUGUGUCCAGACACCUGUCGGCUCCCGGUCCACGGGACUCCCCGGGUCUGUGCCGUCCCGGACACGUUUUAUAGAUGGGGAAACUGAGGCUCAGAGUGGGACUCGCACCCGGUGUGGUACCGGCCUCCGGGGUCGACUCAGAGUCUCGCCAGAGUCUCGAGGGGCUGGAACCACUGAGUGCUGACCCGGUGCUCCCAGGUCCCUCCUCCACGGGGACCGGGUUUUCUCGUGGACGAUCCGAGGCUCCGGAAGAGCCCUGCCAGGCAGCGAGGUCUGUCUGCUCCCAGCCCGAGCUCUCAAGGUGCCGGCUUAUCCUCCAGCGGGUCUUGACCUCAGUUUGUCUGCGAGGGGAGGUGCGUUGUCUCGGUGCUUGUGAAAGCACAGCCGUCGCCACGUUUUGUGGACGUUUGCAGUCACAGGCCGGCAUGCGUCCCCAACUAUCUGAUUCCGUCACAGCAGCGCAAGUGCGUUGGAGGGAGGGCUGUGUAUUUCUUGUGUCACAAAAGUUUGAGAGCACAGCGCUCCCGCGGGGGAAGCUGGAAAAGCCGCGCAUGCACCUGGCCGGCCCUGCCCAGCGUUCCGCGCUCCCUCGGUGGGGCCGGGGCUCAGGUAGGAGCUCCGGAGGGGCUCCCCCCUGGACACCUGCCGCCGCCGUCUCCCCGGGGUGGCGCGCAGGAAGGCACAGCCCCUUGUGGUUUGAGGGGCCCUGGGAGUCCUUGAACUCAGCCUCAGUUUGCCCACCUAUAAGCCGGGGGUGGUGACUGGAGAGCAGGGUCCAGGGAGGCAGAGCGGGAGCGCUUCUCCCGAGGUGGCUGUCCGUUCGGCCGCGUCCCUGGUUUGAGGGAACAGUGUCGUUGACAGUUCACUGGGGAUUCGUGGUUGGCACUUGAGCCGCUCCAGGGCCUGCGUGUGGGGGACUUAGUGCUGGGCUUCCUGGGGCCCGAGGGGGCCUCUGCGAGUCCUGGCCAUGGCCACCUGGCGCCUCGGGGGCAGUCCGCGUACUCGCCAGCCCACCAUCGCCCUGCUUGUCGUGGGCGCCGUGGUCUCCUUGGAGCACGUCGCAGCCAAGUCGCGGUGCCUCUGUGCAGAGCCCGUCGGUCCCCAGGCCGUGGCGGGCUUGUGUGUCCUUGUCCCCAAGCGGUAGCGACACCGGGGCCGGGGGGACGGCGGUCAGGACGCAGCGUGCCGCGGCCCCAAGGGGCGCCGGCCCCGCGUGCUCGUGCCCCGGUGGCCGUGGGGAGGCGCGUCCGCACCGCGGCCAGACGGUGACCCCGCCCCCGCC
Molecule: messenger RNA, 2576 nt
Organism: Lynx canadensis (Canada lynx)
Lineage: Eukaryota; Metazoa; Chordata; Mammalia; Carnivora; Felidae
Gene: PTOV1
Product: PTOV1 extended AT-hook containing adaptor protein
Exons: 10
Coding region: 68-1381 (437 amino acids)
Biological process (GO): positive regulation of transcription by RNA polymerase II
Cellular component (GO): transcription regulator complex
Source: RefSeq, a predicted model, not a curated record